CUUUUUUCACAGUAAAACACAAACUCGCUUCACUACCGACUCACUCCCACAUCUCCAGCCUCCAGAAGCGCUCCUCCUUCUCCUCCUCCUCCUUCUUCUCCUCCUGCUCCUCUCUGUCCGUCUCUGCUGCGUUUCAUCCAAAAAGAAAAACAAUCUAGCCACCAUGGUUUCCCACAAGGAGUUUCAAAAUGCAGGGAAAGAGCCUGGGCUGCAGGUCUGGCGUAUUGAGAACAUGGACCUUAAGCCUGUUCCCAAAGCCCUACAUGGCAGCUUUUACACCGGGGACGCCUACCUGCUGCUCUUCACCACCUCUGCACCGUCCUACUGCCUUCACAUGUGGCUGGGCAACGAGUGCUCGCAGGAUGAAUAUGGUGCGGCGGCCAUCUUUGCCACACAGCUGGAUGACUUCCUGGGCGGUGGGCCGGUCCAGUUCAGGGAGAUGCAGAACAACGAGUCCACCACCUUCCUGGGAUACUUCAAGUCAGGCAUCAAGUACCAGAAAGGAGGCGUGGCGUCUGGCUUCAAGCACGUGGUCACCAAUGACAUGAGCGUGAAGCGCCUGCUUCACGUGAAGGGUCGCAGGGCCAUCAGAGCAACAGAGGUGGAUUUGUCCUGGUCCAGCUUCAACAAAGGAGAUUGCUUCAUCAUUGACCUAGGAAAGGACGUGUAUCAGUGGUGCGGCAGCGAGUGUAACCGCUUUGAGCGCCUCAAGGCCUCCCAGGUGGCCAUUGACAUCAGAGAUAAUGAAAGAAAUGGGCGAGCCAAAGUGCACAUGGUGGAGGAGGGCAGCGAGCCUUCGGAAAUCAUAGAGGCUCUUGGACCCAAAUCUGCCAUUGCUCCCAGCACUCCGGAUGAUGACAAGGUGGACACCUCCAACAAGAGGAAGGGCGCCCUCUACAUGAUCUCAGAUGCCUCUGGGUCCAUGAAGGUGUCCUGCGUGGCUCAGUCCAGUCCAUUCAAACAGGCCAUGUUGUCCCCUGAUGAAUGCUACAUCCUGGACAACGGGGUGGACAACAACAUCUUUGUUUGGAAAGGUCCGAAGGCCAAUCCUUCUGAGCGUAAAGCGGCCAUGUCUGCAGGGCAGCAGUUCAUUAAAGACAAGGGAUACAGCAAUAAGACACAGAUCCAAGUCCUUCCUGCAGGGGCAGAAACAAUCCUGUUCAAGCAGUUUUUUAGUGACUGGAGGGACAAGGAUGAGACAACAGGACCAAGCAAGGCCUACACCAUUGGCCGCAUCGCCAAGGUGGAGCAAGUUCCCUUUGAUGCCUCCUCUCUGCACUCAAACGCAACCAUGGCGGCCCAGCACGGCAUGGUGGAUGACGGCAAAGGCAAGGUCCAGAUCUGGCGCGUCGAGGGCGGAGACAGGGUACAGGUGGAUCCUUCAACCCACGGCCACUUCUACGGCGGAGACUGCUACCUCAUCCUCUACAGUUACAGAAAGGGCAGCAGGGAGCAACACAUCAUUUACACCUGGCAGGGGCUGAAGUGUACGCAGGAUGAACUGGCAGCUUCGGCGUUCCUCACAGUCAAGCUGGAUGACUCAAUGGGAGGAUCCCCAGUUCAGGUGAGAGUGACUCAGGGUCAGGAGCCUCCCCACCUGAUGAGCCUCUUCCAGGGCAAACCCAUGAUCAUCCACAGUGGGGGAACUUCUCGUAAAGGUGGGCAGUCUCAGCCUGGCAGCACCCGUCUCUUCCACAUCCGUCAGAGCUCUUCCGGCGCCACCCGUGCUGUAGAGGUCGAGGCCUCGGCUUCCAAUCUGAACACCAACGACGUGUUCGUGCUGAAAUCCCCCAAAGGCCUGUUUGUGUGGCGCGGCGUGGGAGCCAGCGAGGAGGAGAUGAACGCGGCCAAGCACGUUGUUGGCUUUUUGGGCGGCAGUCCCAACAAUGUCUCAGAGGGCAAGGAGCCAGCUGAUUUCUGGUCAGUUCUGGGCGGCAAAAAGGAGUACCAGACCUCAAAGAGCCUGCAGGGCACAGCCAGACCUCCUCGUUUGUUCGGUUGCUCCAACAAAACAGGAAGACUCAUCGUGGAAGAGGUACCAGGAGACUUCACACAGUCAGAUCUGGCCACUGAUGACGUCAUGAUCCUGGAUGCUUGGGAUCAGCUCUUCCUUUGGGUCGGCAAUGAGGCCAACGACGAGGAAAAGAACGCAGCGCCCAAAAUAGCCAAAGACUACGUGGACUCAGACCCGUCUGGUCGCAAAGGGCUGCCCAUCACCACCAUCAAGCAGGGCGCAGAGCCUCCCACUUUCACAGGUUGGUUCCAGGCCUGGGAUGCCAAGAUGUGGGACAAGGAUCCACUGGAUAGAAUCCGCGCCCGCUUCUGAACACAAAACCCCAGCCUUAUCCUCUGCACUCUGCCCUUUUUUCUAUCAGCUCUCUACAUUACAGUAUAAUUCCUGCUUUAAUCAAAUACCUAAGUGCCAAUACCAAUGUUAUUACAUUUAUGAGGUUGAAUAGCUCCACUAUGGUUCAUUCAUCUCUCAGUUUGGGCUUCUUGCCUUUGGAUUGUCAGGAAGAACCUGAAUAAAAUAUAAACAGUCUGUCCUGUUUCUAUCUCUUAGCGCUUUAUUCUUCGGUUUAUAAACUAGUAGCGAAACCAUCUCCAUUACCUGUUAUUUCUUUUUGCAUCAUGUUUAGUUAAACAGAACAUAUUCCAUGAAUUACAUCCUACUCUUUGUUGUUGACUUUUCUGCUUGUUAAAUUUAAAACAUGCUCUGUAAGAUCUGUAGACGGAAUAUUUGUCUUCAUGGCUUUUUAAAUCACCCUGAUAUAUUCAUGUGAAUGGCUUUUAAAUAAAACUUUUUAGU
Molecule: messenger RNA, 2809 nt
Organism: Cyprinodon tularosa
Lineage: Eukaryota; Metazoa; Chordata; Actinopteri; Cyprinodontiformes; Cyprinodontidae
Gene: scinlb
Product: scinderin like b
Exons: 17
Coding region: 164-2326 (720 amino acids)
Biological process (GO): actin filament severing; actin polymerization or depolymerization; barbed-end actin filament capping
Cellular component (GO): actin cytoskeleton; cytoplasm
Molecular function (GO): actin filament binding; phosphatidylinositol-4,5-bisphosphate binding
Source: RefSeq, a predicted model, not a curated record